Molecule: messenger RNA, 1815 nt
Organism: Recurvomyces mirabilis
Lineage: Eukaryota; Fungi; Ascomycota; Dothideomycetes; Mycosphaerellales; Teratosphaeriaceae
Exons: 2
Coding region: 1-1815 (604 amino acids)
Source: RefSeq, a predicted model, not a curated record
AUGGUCAGAAAGAUCGAACUUCGAGUCCACGCUGGUGCUCCUUCGGGCCACAACGAUGAUGGACGAUAUCGAAGACUGGCACAUGCUUAUGCGGAGCACAACGGAUGGACUGAGAUUCAAACCCCAUCAGCUGAGAUAGCCAACGAGCCUUAUGAUUCUGGCGCCGCAAUUGCCACUUCGAAGCUCAUCGCUGGUCAGUCAGAAAAUGUGGCAAUAGAUGACGAGACAGCGUAUCUGGAUGACACACAGCUGGCAUACAAUGCUCUGGAGAGCCAGUUACUGACAUCUUCUUUGGACCUUCAUGAGGAGAUAACCCCACGCCGGACGCCCCAUGUUCCGGCAGCAGAAUCACCAUGGCCGGACGAUCUUGCACGACACAGUCCAGUAGCUGAACCAUCUCUUACUGCCAACGAUGCACUCAGUGAACAGAUCUCUUCGCCGCCUUCACGGCCUCAUGUAGGUGUCAUACGUCCAGCUUCGCGAAGCGCUGACACCGCGAUUUUCAAACCUUUCAAGCUGCCGAUCAAGCGAAAGCCAGUAUCGGACGAUGAUGGGCAGGAAAUUCCAAAGCAAAUCGCGCGCCCCGGCGUACAUCAUAUGAAGACGCCUUCAGUAAACGCUAGAAGACAGGAAUUUAGUGGCCAUGAAACUUCGCUGAUCGAGUAUACUGCUGUCCGGGAUGAUGAGGGUAUCUCAAAAAACGCUGAGGGGAAGAAUGAAGACCAUGAGGUUUUAGUAAGAAGUCCUACUAUGGCGGAUUAUCGGGAGCAUACGCCCAAGCCGCAACUUACCAUGCCUUUUGUUCCACUAAGGGAAGGCGAUCAAACGGGUCUUGCUUAUAUUGGGAAUCUUGGGGCUCCGCAAACAGUCACUCCAUUGCGUAUGCCACACCAGUCGCAGCUAUCCGGCAGCGGCCAAGAGAGUACAUCUGAGCUACCGACAAGCUACUCUCUAAGUGACAUUACGUCCGAGAGCUCGCGAGCCAGAUUACGCAAUUCGCAACGCUCGACCAGUGACCCAGGUCCAAUUACUGUAUCCAGUGCAGCCUCAAACUCCGCAGGUUCAGUCAGAUCUGCUAGUCAGCCGGCACAACCAGCUUCCGGGUCGUUGCUGAAAUCGCCCAAGACUCCGUCCGGUCAACACGAAUGCUACCGACAGGACAAAGAGAAUCGGACUGGAGCAGCCGGUGUACUGGCAUUGACCGUGGAUGCAAGGCCCGCAUCGGGGGAGAGGUCAGAUUCUUCACCUGAUCAUUCCGAGAUUGUCCAAGCAAUGGGGCGGUGCGACGGCCUCGACGUGCUUGAAGCGCGACAGGCAGAGGAAUCACGCGCAUCAAUAUUGGAUGACCUCUCUGCCAGUGUCCGACCGCCAGCGCCCAUGACAGCUUUGGCAAAAUUUGAUACGCAUGUGACUGCCUCCCUCAAAUAUCUGGCAGACCACCCAACCAUGGCCAAUUGCUACAAGCCAGCGUCUGUUCAGCGAGAUCUUCGUCCCAUGGAACGAGGAUACUGGCUGAUUCCCACUCUCGAGUGGCCGGCCGAGAAGCAGCUAAAGUUCUGGGAAUACCUGAUAUCAUUCAUCGGCGACGGGCAGGCUGGCUGGGGUGUUUGGUGUGUGCGAGAGCGUUCGCAGCAACCACUCGUGACCACGACAAUUGGCACCGUGAAGGUGUACUGCUGGGGUGAAGUUGUUAAGCACAUCUAUCUGAUGCUGUACGUUGCGAGCGAAAGUAAGGUCCGAAAGCUUGGGCUACAGUGGUUCGACUCCGAGGAUAGCAAGGUCAUCCAGAUGCGAGAGGUGGCAUCAAGAACAUAG